This is a messenger RNA of Gordionus sp. m RMFG-2023, 1432 nucleotides long. RefSeq names its product probable cytosolic iron-sulfur protein assembly protein CIAO1 homolog. Gene Ontology annotation, cellular component: cytosolic [4Fe-4S] assembly targeting complex. The record is from RefSeq and is a predicted model, not a curated record. Gene Ontology annotation, molecular function: protein binding. Gene Ontology annotation, biological process: iron-sulfur cluster assembly. Bases 34 to 1170 code for a protein of 378 amino acids. The transcript is spliced from 7 exons. Lineage: Eukaryota; Metazoa; Nematomorpha; Gordioida; Chordodea; Parachordodidae.
CCCUUCAUUCAUUUUCUGAAGCAUGGUAAAAAUAUGAAAAAUUUGGAGCUGACAUUGGUGCAAACCUUGACUGGACAUCAAGAUACUGUUUGGGAUAUUGCAUGGGAUCCAACAGGAAAUUAUUUAGCGUCUUGUGGAACAGAUAAAAUUAUUAGAAUAUGGGGCAUUGAAAAUCAAAAUAAUUGGGGAUGCAAAUUAGGCUUGGAUGAGGGUCACACACGAACUAUUAGAUCUAUUUCAUGGUCACCAAAUGGUAAACUUUUGGCUUCAGUAAGUUUUGAUGCAACCACAUGUAUAUGGGAGAAGACAAAUGAAUCAUUCGAAUCAUUAGCUACAUUAGAGGGUCAUGAAAAUGAAGUGAAAUCGGCCAGCUUCUCACCUUCUGGUAAUUAUUUAGCUACCUGUGGUAGGGAUAAAACUGUAUGGAUUUGGGAAAUUGACGAGGAUAAUGAAUUCGAAUGUUCGGGCGUUUUAAAUAUCCAUACCCAAGAUGUUAAAAGCGUGUCAUGGCAUUCAACACUUGAUAUACUCUUAUCAUGUGGAUACGAUGAUACAUGCAAAUUACAUCAUUGUCCAUCAAGCAAUUUAAAUAGCGUUGGUGAAUGGGAAACUAUAACUAGCCUCGACGCGCAUACGUCCACUGUUUGGUCUGCCAAAUUCCAACCUAACAUAGGUCAAUCUGAGGUUCUUGGAGAUCUUGACCAAUCGGAAGUGACCACUAUUGAUGAGAAGAAUUUCGAUAGGUUAAUAGCGACAUGCGGAGCCGAUAAGAGCCUUAAGAUAUGGGCUUGUAAUGGAAAAAUUGACUCCGGGCAAUGGAAGUUGAUCAAUUCUUAUGAUAAUUUACAUACUCGAGCAAUAUACGAUUUAGAUUGGCAUCCUACCCUCAAUAUAAUAGCCACGUGUGGAGCCGAUAAUACAAUAAUCCUUACUACCUUAGAUCACAAUUCUAAACCCCAUCAAGGAGGAGACGUAGAAGAAAGCUGCGUCGGUAAAACAUAUGUUGAUUCAAAUUUUAUCGCUCCUAAACCAUAUAAGUUAUCGAACGCUCAUUCAGAAGAUAUUAACGCUAUAAGAUGGAACCCUAAGCAUCACGAUUUAGUGGCCACUUGUUCCGACGAUUCAACCAUCAAAAUUUGGAGACUAGUGUUUCAAGAAGAUAGCAAAUGACAAGUUCUCUAGCGUUGAGUUACUUUUUGUUGGUCUGUAAGAAUUCGUUGUACCUCUUCUAUGAUAAAGGAGCUACAAAUAUAUAUCGCUUAAAUUAAAAUAUCACACAAUGCAUUUCUGAUAUUUAAUGUUGGAAAAGACUUAAUAAUUACCUAUCCCCAAUUAACAAAAUGUUGGAUUGAAUACUUCGUUCCCUUAAUUUAAAAUAAAUAAGCAUUAGUAAAAAUUAUACAAAGACACUGUUAGUAUUAAAAUGAUUAUA